This is a messenger RNA of Osmerus eperlanus (European smelt), 1056 nucleotides long. RefSeq names its product regulator of G protein signaling 2 (gene rgs2). The record is from RefSeq and is a predicted model, not a curated record. The coding region runs from base 75 to 680 and encodes 201 amino acids. NCBI's taxonomy places the organism in Eukaryota, Metazoa, Chordata, Actinopteri, Osmeriformes, Osmeridae. The transcript has 5 exons.
AGGGAGUGUAUAAAGUUCUGAGAUAGCCACAGGGAGGGAGACAUUUCUAAUCGGACUCCAGGGACUGUGGAAAUAUGAAAAAGAAUAUGGGGUCAGAAAGUAACAAGGUCUGCAUUGACUGUCUGAAAACAGAGCAGUCUAUUGAGAACAGUGGAAUGAGCAAGAAAAGCUGGAGGGCAAGACUGCGUUACAUCUUAAAGAACCGUUCGUUUAGUUCACGAUCCACAGCCAGAAAAAAACAGUCUUUCAGACCAACAGUUGAUGAAGUGAACCAGUGGGCGCAGUCAUUUGACAAACUACUGACGCAUAAAUAUGGCAAUGUAGCCUUCCAGAUAUUCUUGAAAUCAGAAUAUUGUGAGGAAAACUUGGAGUUUUGGAUGGCCUGCGAAGAAUUCCGAAAAGUGACAUCUCCGGCUAAACUCGCGUUGAGGGCCCAGAGCAUCUAUGAGGAGUUUAUCAAAACUGAAGCUCCAAAAGAGAUCAACCUGGAUUUCCACACCAAGGAGGAGAUCACCCAUGCUCUCCCCCUGCCCACCCUGACCUGCUUCCUGGCAGCCCAGAAGAGAGUUUAUAGCCUGAUGGAAAACAACUCCUAUCCCCGUUUUAUCAACUCGGAGCUCUAUAAGGAGCUGUGUGCUGCAGCGAGAAGGAGGAGGCCGGCAGACAGUUGUUUUAGUUAGGGUGAAUGUUCACACAGAGCACUAAGUGCUACUUGGACCAGCCAAAGACAUGCAGUAUUAGAAGUGGCACAUCAAACUGUGUGCAUAGUAAACAAGCACUUUCUUUAACCAGUCAGAGAGGUUUACUUGGGAUGUUUUGGUUUUUACUUUGAGAUAUUAUGCUUAUAACACUGGUGUAGCCGGAGAAGUGACUACUGAAUACAGUACAGUACAUAUAAUGUAUGUAUAUAAUAUAAAAUGUGUAUUUGUUGUGUAUGUUGUAAAUGCAGCUGGACUGCAGAUUUCUACCUUUUACAUGAACUCUGCUUGUAAUUUAUUUUUGUCAGAUUUUGUUAAAUGAAAUAAAACAAUAGUGUGAAAUUCUCUAGCACUUUCA